Molecule: messenger RNA, 1578 nt
Organism: Magallana angulata
Lineage: Eukaryota; Metazoa; Mollusca; Bivalvia; Ostreida; Ostreidae
Product: leucine-rich repeat-containing protein 74A-like
Exons: 14
Coding region: 32-1465 (477 amino acids)
Molecular function (GO): calcium ion binding; protein binding
Source: RefSeq, a predicted model, not a curated record
CGAUGACGUUAAUUCGGCACUAUAAGGGACAAUGUCGUUAACUGUUGUUGCCGAGGAAGAAGAGGCUGAAAUUUGUUCUCCUGAAAGUGGAACGAAUAAAAUAUUGAAGACCUUCAAGGCGCGCCAGAAGAAAGAAAUCCCGAAGGACGAGGAGUCGGAUGAAACCGACCUUGAACUAGAAGAAGAGAAAGAUGAGUUCGAUGUGACCGGGCGGAACCAGUACCUGUCCGUCUGUAGAACCCUGGGGGUGAUCCCCUCCUCCUACUUCCUCCGCCACAUGCAGGAUAGCGUCCUGUCCCUCAGGCAUCACGGGAUCGGCAGUCUGGGGGCCAAGGCUAUAUCAUUUCCCCUGAUGAACAACACAGCGGUCAUUCAACUUGACCUCCAAGAUAAUUGGCUGGAGGGGGAAGGUGGGGAAAGCAUUGCCCGUAUGUUGAAGGAAAACUGCUACAUAACAGAUCUGGAUAUCUCAGAAAACCGGCUAGGCGGUAGAGGCGCUAAAUCCCUCUGUAACAUGCUGACUACAAAUACUACCUUGAAGAACAUCAACCUAUCUGGUAAUUUGUUCUCGGAUCAUCAUGCAGGUUAUUUCUUGGAAGCUUUUAGCGAGAAUAGUCGUCUGAAGUAUGUUAAUUUGAGCCACAAUGAAUUCUCCGACAAUGCCGCUAUCGUCCUUGGACAAGCUAUAGCCGAAAAUGAAACAAUAGAAGAACUGGAUCUAAGCUGGAAUUUCUUUAGACGCGGGAGCACUUUAAAACUAUGCGAGGGCAUCUCGAGUAACUGCAGGCUUAAAGAGAUCAACCUGGCCAUGAAUGGGUUUGGAGACGAGGGCGCGCUCGCAGUAGCCGAGUUACUCAAAAGGAGUACUACACUCUACGUCUUAGACAUUAGCUAUAACCGAAUUUCACAAAUCGGCGCUACUGCGAUCGGCAAGGCGCUGGAUCAAAACGAUGCCCUCAGGACUCUCAGGAUUGGACACAAUCCUUUAGGGGUUGCAGGGGCCAAGGAAAUCUUACAGGGUGUGGGUUAUGAAAACUGUGUGAUCACCCUCCUGGAUUUAUCGGGAGUGGAAGUGGAUAAAGAAUUCAGAGAAAUGAAGCAAAGUCUCGAAGAAACCAAAGAGGUCAAGGUCGUCCACGGCGUGGUUCUGAGCGACUAUGUUAUAAAAGUAAAACCCAAAAAGGAGAAGGAACACAUGUUUGGAGCACCAGUGGCUGAGCUGGACUCUACCAACAUUCUACAAACGAUCAAACAGUACAGCCAAGAGAAAGACGCGGCACUCGGGGAUGUGUUUGUGGGUAUGGACAAGAAAAAGCUGGGGUCAGUCACAAUACAGGAGUUUAUUCAGGGCCUGCAGAACUCUGGUAUAGAAGUGCAAGAAUCCCAGAUGCCCAAGCUGGUGGAUCUUUUAGACGCAAUUGCACCUGAAAACCUCAUUAACUACAGUAUUUUUAGGAGCAAGUAAGAGGAUCAAAGAAAAAUCCGAUAAUGAUCCUGAUGAUGUCCGAAUAAUGUCUUCUAUUUUUCUCCAGAAGAACAAGAUUUGUUUUGUAAAAUAAAUGGUUUUAUGACUUAGAC